This is a messenger RNA of Owenia fusiformis, 1909 nucleotides long. NCBI's taxonomy places the organism in Eukaryota, Metazoa, Annelida, Polychaeta, Sabellida, Oweniidae. The record is from the annotation of a GenBank genome assembly.
GUGUAUGGUUUCGAUACGAAGACAUGGAUCUACAAAUAGGCCAUACUGCUGGCUGGGUCAAUGGGUAAAAUGAGUUUUGUACACCAUCGACCUGAAUGGAUCAUUGAGAAGAGCUCUUCAAAGCAAAUCUCCCGGACGUACAGUUCGCUAAUACGUCUCGCCAAGUGUACAGAUGUGAAAAGAUUAUAGUAACGUACAGGAGUUUAUCGUCAUCAAGUAGGCUAAAUGAUGAUUUCGAAUAUACAAAUCUUAUUUUGGCUUGUGUUAAAUGUGAUAAUUGAGAAAUCAAUUGAAGCGACUUUCUGCAAAGUUGAUAUCCAGGCAUUUGGAGCGCUCGAUUCUGUAACUUCUGGUCACAUCAAAGUCAAUGACGUCACCUACCUUCAGACUGACGAAAAUGAUUUCGGGAUAUACUUUGCACAGCUGAUUACCUGUAAGGGCGUUUGCAGAAUAAUUGGAGGAAUUCAGCACUUUGAUAUCGCAUCAAGUAGCGCCGAAUCAUCUGCAUGUAAAGACUACAUCAACAGCCUCAUUGAUGACACGUUCAUCUUGAGUGUGACUGCCAGUGACACAUGGGGAGACGGACUACACGCCGGAACAUGUCUCGAUGAACUAGAAGCGAGAGGACUAGUUCAAACAGUCCCGUAUGGCGUAAACUCAUCUGUCGCGUUCGUCUCCAAAGUGAACGACAACACAGAGAAUGUGCAGAACCAAACAGCGAGUGGUGCAACAAUAAAAGCCACAAUUCUUGCAAAUAUCAAUACGUCAUCAGUUCCAGAAAACUGUGUAUGGCGGUGGACUGAACAAGUGGAUCCCGUUAUAGAUGUCGAUGUAAAUACACUCAAUACACUUGAUGCACCCCUGUCAAAUCCUAUUUUGAUAUGCGCAAGGACAUGUGGAGAGUCUGGUCAAUGCAGAUCGUUCCACAUCUCACAGGAAACAGGACAAUGCAUACUUUAUGACGGGACGAGCCCAAAUGAUUUCAAAGACUCAUAUUUCUUUAUGCUUGUAUAAAUUAUAGUCGCCAAGAACAUCUACUUUACAUACGUUUAGGAUUAUAUUGGUUUCAUUGAGUUGUUCCUGUAUAUAUAUUAAUCAUAUUUUGAUUAUUCUUGUGUCAGAUGUGUAGCUAUUCGUGUUAGGCCGAUGUUGAAUGUUUUAAACUAAUAUCAAGUAGUAGUGUAGUUCAUAUAUAAUAGUACCCUAUAUGUUCUUGAUAAUAUUGUUUUCCUAAAAUGUUAAUGUUUUCCUAUGUAAUGAUGUAGCGAUUUCGUAAUGCACCUAUGCACCAGCGUCAUAAUUCUUCGCACAGCUCUAUGAGCAAAUCUCUUUAAUAUCUAAUGUUAGUUACACUAAACUACAGAUGUUUACAAUAUUAAAUUAUGUAUAUUGAUUCAUUUUUAUCAUUAAUUAAUAAACGUGUAGAUAUUAUAUAUAUGAAGGACAUUAAUGUAUUUGAAUAAGGUUGGUAUUGUUGUAAACCUCAUUCAAUUAUUACUUCUUCAAAAUAACUAGGUCAACAAAGGUCAAAUCGCGGUCAAAUUAACCUAGGGUUCUGAGGGUUGUAUUAUAUUAUUAAUUUUCUUUCAAAAUAAAAGUUCUGACCUUCGUUGAAUUUUCUACUCAAUUGCUUCGACAUCAACUUUGCCUUGUUAAACAUUUUCUAAGAGGUGAUAUUUCUAAACAUCAUACUCAUCCAUCUCUAAACUCAGCUACAAAUACUUCCCGUUAAAGUAUGUAAACAUAUGUUGCCGUUCGAGGAUACUUCACUUAUUUUAACUACAUCAAUUAGUUUUUGACUUUAAUAUUGUCAGUUACAAAUAAUAAUCUUAAACAGGUAAUGCGCCUAUUUUUGAAGUAAAAGGAAAAAGUAAUAUUUGAGACAUGUUACUCACACACUCAAUCAAAU